Messenger RNA from Anas platyrhynchos (mallard), 5300 nucleotides. It is a transcript of the gene FAN1, whose product is annotated as FANCD2 and FANCI associated nuclease 1. Gene Ontology annotation, molecular function: 5'-3' exonuclease activity; flap-structured DNA binding; 5'-flap endonuclease activity. Gene Ontology annotation, biological process: interstrand cross-link repair. Lineage: Eukaryota; Metazoa; Chordata; Aves; Anseriformes; Anatidae. The record is from RefSeq and is a predicted model, not a curated record. Gene Ontology annotation, cellular component: nucleus.
CUCCGCGCUCUGCUCCCCAGGCCUGCCGCCGCCAUCGGCGCUGCGCUGCGCGGCCUGCACGGGGCGGCCCGGGCCCCGACGCCCGCCUCCCUCGGCUCCCUUCAGCGCUCCCGGCCAGGGGGACCGGCGAUCGGCGGUCCCGGGGGAUCGCGGCGGCGCCGGCAUGUCCGAGGGUUGCGGAUGGGUGAUGCAAAGCCGAGAGAAGUCUCUUUUUCCUUUCAAGCACUGCAGGGUAAAGAAGCAUGAGCUGAGCGAAGCUGCCGGCGCCGUGUCAGCGCCCUGAAGUGCCACCAUGUCAGAAGCUGGGUCCUCAGAAAGUAAGAGAGCCCGAGUAAGCUUGUCACUGAGCAAGAAGAAGACAAAAAAAGAAACAGCAAAGAAAGUGGAAGUUAAAGGCACGCCACCUCUACGUUCAGAAUCCUCCUCUAUUAUUUCAUUUUUUAACAAUGUGCCCCCUGCAAAAAUUACCUGUCCCAUGUGUGGGCAAAUGGUACCAAGAUACGGAAUAAAUGAGCACAUAGAUGCCAUGUGUCCAGGCAGCCAGGGCGAGCUGCGUGGUGUCGAUUCAACACUGAGCUCUGCUAAGAGCGAGGGUCCUCCCGGUACAAAUGUGGACAAUAAUUCCAGCCCAUACUUCUCAAAAAACCUCUCAAAUCUAAGCCCGAGUCCUUCCAAAAGCAGUGUGUUGAAAACAGAAGGGAGUGCGGCACAACAGAUUAGCCCUUAUUUUAGCAACAGUAGUUCAGACUGUAGCAUUCACAGUGAACCAAGGGAUCACCCAGUUAAAGUCGUCUCUUUGGGAAGCUUGUCAUCUAAACUGUCCAGAAGACGUUGCGUCCAGGGAGGAAAACAGGUAGUAUAUAAAGAGAUCGGCUCUUCACCCCCAGCUGUUCACAGUAUGUGCAAAAGUGCUGUAACACUGGAUGAUGCUGAUGAUGAGAUUUUUUCUGGGCAUAGUUCUCAGAAAGAAAAUGAGCUUGCUCAGGGAGAUCAUGAGGAACAAAAUCCUUCAAAAAAGGAAUCUGAAUUUCAAGAAGAAAUAAACAAAUGUGGUAGGGAAGACCUUGUGGAUGUUGUUCAGGUAUUGCCACCAGCUGUUAACAGCAAGAGAUUACCAUUUGGUACAAGGAACACCAAAACAGAAAGUAGAUCUGAAGGUGUGAUGCUUAAUCCUGAUAACUGUGAAACACAUUUAGCCAUUUAUACUUCAGCAGAGCCGAUCAGUAGUUUGAAGGUAAAGACUCAGCUUCAUGCUCAACUUACUCCGUCUUCCAAAAUGGAAGUGAACUGCAGUGCACAAAAUUGCUCUGGAAAGGGUGAUGUACAGGUACUUCCUGUGGAAGUUCAUGAACACUUUAAGGAUGACGUUAAUCAUAAUUUUUCAGAAACUGUGCAAAAGGUGGAGUUUCAAAAUUCCACUGGUGACAUUGUAGACAAAAUAAAUGAGGUUAUCUCUGUUCCGAACGCUCCUGGUCAACCAUAUUACCUCCAGAAUUUUUUAGUGGUGUUGCGAGCAGUCUUGGAGAAUGAAGAUGAUGUGAGACUAUUUGAUGAUCAAGAUAUGAACGUUAUUACUAAGUUCUGCCAAUUAUCAGUUGGUGGGCAGAAGUUAUAUGUGAGACUUUUUCAACGCAAGCUGAACUGGUUAAAAGUGAACAAAAUAGAGUAUGGAGAGAUAAGUCUGGAUUUGUCACCAAUAAUUGAAGAACUGGUUGAAGCCAGAUUUCUGCAGACAGAAUCUGAACUGGAAGACCUGGGUGAAGGGCUGGAUUUACUUUCAGCUCCUGAGCUAAAAACAUUAGCAAAGAUCUUUCACUUGCCAAACCCAAACGGUCAGAAACAGCAACUUGUGGAUGAUUUUCAGAGAUUGGCAAAACAACGUUCAGUCUUCAGCAGGAGUCAGGCUGGUAUUGGGACAGUGAUUUUAAAAAGGGCAAAGGAUCUAGCUGGAAGAUCUGUCAGGGUCUGUAAAGGCCCUCGGGCUGUCUUUUCUCGAAUCCUGCUGCUAUUUUCACUUUCUGAGUCAAUAGAGGAUGAAGAAGCUGGUAGUGCUGGUCAAAGUCAGCUCUCCACAGUCCUUAUGGUAAACAUGGGGCGUAUGGUAUUCCCCAGUUACACUGUAAAUAGGAAAACACAAAUCUUCCAGGACAGAGAAGAUCUUAUCAGGUAUGCAACUGCUGCUCAUCUGUCAAAUGAUAUAGCCACUGCAGUGGUAAAUGGGAACUUGGAAGAAGCUAAUCAUCUCUAUAUGUGUGCGAAAGAAACGUGGAAUAAACUGAAAAAGCACCCCUCUUUGAGCUAUCACAGAGUUCUACCCGAGUACCUGCGACGUUUCACAGUUGGCUGGGUAUAUACAAGAAUACUUUCUCAAGGUGUUGAAAUUUUGCAGAGACUUCACAUGUACAAGGAAGCGGUGAAGGAGCUGCAGACUCUUUUGUCUCAGGAUGUGUAUUGUACUGACAGCAGAGGGCGGUGGUGGGACCGUCUGGCUCUGAAUUUACAUCAGCACUUGAAAAACACUAAGAAGGCCAUUGACUGUAUUCGAAAUGGACUGGCAGACCCAUUUGUACGUACUGGGCAUCGUCUCUCUCUCUACCAGCGGGCCCUUCGCAUCAGAGACUCGCCAAGCUGCAGGCAGUUCAGAUGCCUAUUGCAUGAUCUGCCAGUCAUAACUGUGGAGGACGUGACUCAUGUUACAAUCAAAGGAAAGAUGUGUCCUCAAAUGGGACUGGGAAAAUCUGUAUUUCUAAUGGAGGAUGUCGGUGAUGAAGAAGGAGGCAAAGACUUCAGUGUAUCCACAGUCAUGUGCUCAGUUGAGGAGCUUGCGUUAACUCAUUACAGGAAGAAUGGAUAUGAUCAGGGUAUUCAUGGCGAAGGGUCAACAUUUAUUACACUGUAUGGUAUUCUAAUGUGGGAUAUCGUUUACAUGGAUGACAUACCUGAUGUCUUCAGAAAUUCCUAUCAGACAGUCCCUCUGGAUUUAUACACUGACAGCUUCUAUGAGAACAGGAGGGAUGUCAUUGAGGCCAGACUCCAGCAGCUUCAUGCAUCUUCCUCAGAGAAACUGGCAAAGUUGAUUGCUGACAUCUGGACUACUCAGGAGGGAAAAGCAGCAGCACUGGUUAGCUGGGGACGUUUUGAUUCCCUCCAACAAGUUCAGAGCCUUGUCACUUGCCUUGGAGGAAUGUUUCUGAGUGGUGUUUUUAGGCGACUUUCCAAAGAUCUGCGCCAUUGCAGAGGGGGACUGCCUGACCUGGUUGUGUGGAGUACUCACAGUAAUCACUUUAAGCUGGUGGAAGUGAAAGGUCCCAAUGAUCGCCUGUCCCCCAAGCAGAUGAUCUGGCUGAGUGAACUGAAGAAGCUGGGUGCUACAGUAGAAGUCUGCCAUGUGCAAGCAGUUGGAGCUAAGAGUAAACGCCUCAGUUGACAAGAGAUGUCUUGCUCACACGGGUAACUUGGGUGUUUUAAAGGAAAUGGCACAACACACACUACUGGCUGCUGCUUGUUUAAAAUAUUGUCUUCUAAACUCUGGCUUCUUGGAGCACAAAACAUUCUAAAGAAUAGUUUGAAAAAACUUCAUGAUUUAACGUACAUCACUUGUGUUCAGAAGAACAUAGCCUCUUUUAUACACAAUUCAUAAUUUAAUCUGUGAAAAGUAAUCUCUGCCCAGUGAAGACAAACAGCUGCAGUCACAUUUGUACCCAUGAGAACACUCUCUACAAUAAAAAAUGUGGGACAUCAAGGUCUGAUCGUUUCCAUGUUGCCUUGGUAGCUUGAGCGUGUUCAUUAUGUUGUGCAGGUUUCAUGCUCACCUCCUCUCCCAGGAUGUCAGGACCAGCAUGGGUCUCCAAUUGUCCCUACUUCAUAUUCUGUAUUCCAAUUUCUCAUUUUAAUAUAAAAAAGGUCAAAAUGAUAGCAUAGAGUAAGGUAUGUGUGUGUAUAAGUGCUAAUUUAAUUUGCUGCUAUAACUGAAAGGCUUGCUUAAUCGUUCCUUGUGUCUCACACAUACGUGUGAUCUGCAAUGUGUUAUCUGCAAAAAGGGGAAGUGUUUCUGGUAGUAGAUAGGUUGCAGCACUCGUUUGCACAUCAUUCAUCAUAGUGAGUAUUGCCCUACAUAAACGGAUGUGUAUGCUCCUUCACAGAGAAGCGAGUCAAUUGAAAUGGAACCAAAAGCCAAGUCCUUUUUUUAAGACAUGAAAAAUGCAGUGGGUCUGUCUCAAUUUUAACAUGUAGCCAACAGCUUUUCCCUGGAGUCUUCAUUCUCAUGCCACGUUUGUCUGAUAACAGAUAUUCUGUUUAUCAUACAAAUAGCUGACACCUUUAUAGAAUGUAGUGAGAAAUUAAGAUCAGCUGCACUUUUUUUUUUCUUAAUCAUUUUUCAUACAGCACAGUGUCUGUGCUUUUCUUGGGGAAAAAAAACAAAUACAAGUUUUUGUUCCAUUAGAGGAAGUGAAAGAAAGCCACCUGAAGUUCACUGUGGAAAGGUAUGAACUUUUAUUUAGUCUAAUUUACUUCACAUUCACAAUUCGGCAUCAGGAUUUUAUAAUCUUCCUGGCACUGCUACUUUACUCAAUAAAUCAUUAUCAGGCACAAAGGUUUUAGUUUCAGUUGAAAUAGUGAACUCUAAGCCAUCACAGCAACAGCAUUAGAAACCUACUGCCUAGAGCAAUUUGAGGUACAGAUUUCUGUCUCUUAUGGUGGAGGCAAAUUUAAGAUCUCAUCCUUUGCUUAACUGUUGGUUAGAAAUUUUUUGUUUUUAUUGUUUCUUUCUGUCUGAGCAUAAGCCAAAACCUUUGCCCCACUUGCUACAUCUUCAUUAAAAAUACAAGGCAGUUAAAAGCAAAGUGGUAUUGCAGGCAGGUGCACAUUAAACACAUGUGCAGGCCUGGUUAUCUGUAUACACACAAACACACACUUUUCAAUGCAUUUCAGGAAUGAAAGGAAUUUCUUUGAUACAUGGCAGUAAAUGGGGAAUAAAGUUGUACCACCAUGAUUACUAAGUCUACAGUAAUCUUUACCUAGCAGUAAUUAGUGAUACUGGAGGUACACGUUAACCAUAUCAACCAGCAUUUCAUAUUUCCCCCCGCAUGGUUUACAGUGUAGUUACAAAAAAAAAUCAUGAUUAUAACAGCCAGUAACAGCCAAAAUAGUGCACAUAUAUUUUUUUUUUUAGAAACAGACAAAAAAGAUGAGCUUCUUGGUAGUUUUUCUAUUCUGGUAGCAUCAAAAUGGCAUUAACAGUUUAGUAUGUUGAAACAGUGAACAGAAUUAUAAUUUGAAAACGUGUACAUAUAUACACA